AUGACAUGGUACAAUGAGAUGGGCUCAAGGAGGCGAGCGCCGAAUUUCUCUCCCAGCAGGCAUGCUCACAGCUUACCCGACCAACGCUACUAUGAGAUUCUGGAAAACUACACUUCACAGGCCCACCGCCCAACAAGGCCGACAGAUGAACCUGGUUCGACACCGUCUGGCUUGGACUGGAAAAGCCUGAGGUUGGACCCGCCGUUGUUUAUCAACAACAACAACAACAACAACAACAACAACGCCAGUAGGAAACAGCCUCAGUCGAUCCACCGCCAGAGUCCGAUUAUGUACUCCAGGAUCGACUGGAGGUACUGGAGGGCGUGGGGAAGGAGGAGGAUGCCACCGCUAUGUGCACUUCUAGACUGGAUCCGCCAACGUUUUCACAACGAGGCGGGCGAGAGCAGCCUCAACAUGCCCCGCGUCACCGCCGGGGCCGUGGGGGUCAUGGCGGGCCUCGAUUCAAGGAGAGGUCAUGGAGAGGUCGUUGGGGGAACCAUAUCGAACUGGGCUACAAUAUGCGCCCGAUCUUAUGAAUGA
This is a messenger RNA of Colletotrichum destructivum, 540 nucleotides long. RefSeq lists its product as uncharacterized. The record is from RefSeq and is a predicted model, not a curated record. The transcript has 2 exons. Bases 1 to 540 code for a protein of 179 amino acids. Lineage: Eukaryota; Fungi; Ascomycota; Sordariomycetes; Glomerellales; Glomerellaceae.